This is a messenger RNA of Brienomyrus brachyistius, 3750 nucleotides long. Its product is annotated as protein FAM168A-like. The record is from RefSeq and is a predicted model, not a curated record. Bases 1014 to 1691 code for a protein of 225 amino acids. Gene Ontology annotation, biological process: positive regulation of base-excision repair. Lineage: Eukaryota; Metazoa; Chordata; Actinopteri; Osteoglossiformes; Mormyridae. The transcript is spliced from 6 exons.
UGAGGCCCGAGGGUGAAUUUACUGAGAAUUAAGUGAAUUGGUGCCUCGUUUGGUUUGGUUUUCUGUAACCCCAAGUUGAGUGAAGGAGCCUAACAGGUGACGUGACGUAGACCUUUAGUCCUGUCCUGUUCUGGUUUUCCCCUGAAGUCCAUCAAUGUGUCUCUCUAUUGUCCAUAGUGUAUUUGUGUGUGUCCUGCCAUGGAUUUUCCAUUCUAUCCAGGAAAAACCUCUGACUGCUGGUGGAUUAGUAUUAUUCUUAAGAACUAGUACUGUCUAGGCCAGUGGUUCUGAAACUCUGUCAUCGGGCCUCACUGCCCUGCUUGUUUUCCUGCUAUCCCUGCCCCACACACAAGUCCCAGCUGUCUUUCAGCUUCUGAUUGACUGAAAACACCUGAUCUAGGUAAUCAGCAGUGUGUAGGGCAGGGAUAGCUGGAAAACAAGCAGGGCAGUGGGGCCUGAGGACCACUGGUCUAGGCAGUGGUGAACCGAUAUGGGUUGGAUUUGGUUCUAAGUGGUCUUUGAAAAUGAACACCCUGAAAGCAUUUGAUUCUGUGAACUUGAUAGAUUGUUCGAAACUACAUCCCCAACCUCAACAGCUGGUACCACUGGUGAUGUUGGUAGCUUGCGUGUGUAGGUGCACGCGGGCAAGGGAGUGAGUAUGAUCACCAAUGCCCAGGGCUGUCAUUAGCAUGUAAUGCUUUAAUGAGACUUUUUACGUCACGUUGAGUAACUAAAACAGGGCCCUGUGUGUCUCCCAAAGCUGGCCCACUCACCAUGAGUUGUUGGUUAUGCUCACACAUCCGCACAUUCGCAUUCUCGUCUAUGUAGGGGCUUCUCAUUGAGUCACGACCAAAAUCAUGUGUAAGUAAGGCAAACCAGUUAUAGUCCUUUCCCUCACAGAGAACUUCUGACAAGGUCUGUAUCUCCAGAGUUAACUGUCCUCCACUGUAUCUCCACUGUCUCCUCCUGAUGUGGGGCGUUUCUCCAUAUGCGUACUUUGUUGUACCCAUUUUAUGUCGUCUUCCAUUGCCAAAAGACCAGUUCCAAUACCAAGAACAGUAAAAAUCCCCAGAUGUCUGUCUUGCCCCACCUCAAAUAUCAAGGAUGCAUCGGUUGCAUCCUCGCCAAAUGGGAUCAGUUCCAUGAUUCAUUGCGUCCCCAGUUUGCUCUUGGGAGGCUUCCCUGGAGGAUACCCCACGACAGCACCCACCUAUACCCCCAAUCUAUACCAGACUGGCAGCCCGGGCUACCCCCCAGGAUAUGCUACAGGGACACCGUACAAAGUGCCCCCGACCCAGACUAACGGUGCUCCCCCACCUUACUCCCCGUCCCCCAGUCCCUACCAAGCAGCUAUGUACCCCAUCAGAAGUGCGUAUCCCCAGCAAAAUCUCUACGCCCAGGGGGCGUACUACGCACAGCCCGUGUAUGCUGCUCAGCCCCAUGUCAUCCACCACACCACAGUGGUGCAGCCUAACAGUAUCCCUUCAGCCAUCUACCCCUCACCCGUCCCUGCCCCGCGGUCCAAUGGCGUGGCUGUGGGCAUGGUGGCCGGCACCACUAUGGCCAUGUCAGCAGGGACCUUGCUGACCACCCCCCAGCACACGCAGCACAUCGGUGCCCAUCCCGUCGCCGUGCCAACGUACAGGCCUCAAGGGACGCCUGGCUAUAGCUACGUGCCCCCGCACUGGUAAACCUGACUGGACAGCUCCAUAUCUGGCGUUAAACGUUGUAUGCAACUUCUCAAGUCAUUUUUUCUGGUGCUGGGUAUUCAAGAUCAGAGCCUGAAAUCUGUCUGCAAGAACAUCGAGGGAGGGGGGUAGAAAGUGCAAGUGCCACUUUAUACAGUCUUUUAGUGUUUUUCAGAGCUGCUUUUCUGCAUUCUUCCGCCUGUUUUUAGUUAAUGCCCCACCCGGUGUCCCGGCCCCCUCACGCCUUCUCGCUAGCAGAUAUCAGGAAGAAGCCGCCAUCUCGUCCUGCCCGUCUCACGUAAACGGCCACUGCGCUCACCCAGCCCCACACAUUUUUAGCUUCACUCGGAAGAUGCACCUGAUUUGUGUGUCCCUCCACCUGUUUCGCCCCCCCCCCCCGGGAUUCGUCUUCUGGUUUUUAGCGAGAGUGUUUAAAAAUAGUCUCCGCAUAUGAGAGCGGCUGGAUUCUUUAAUAAGCCCUCCAUGCUUACGAAUUAUUGCAUUACCUAGUGUGGUGUCAGUCAGUCACUCAAAUUAGCUUACCUAGGGUUAUACAAUAUAUGAAUUUGAUUUGAGAUAUAUAUAUAAAAUACACACAGACUUAAUCUAUACGGUGUAUAUAUAAAUACUCUGAAUUUAACAUGUCACGGAAUUAAAGGGGGGUUUAUUAAUAAAAUUAUUAUUAAUAAUUUUACAGUUAAAAAAAUAUUACGAAGUAGGGCUAUGAAUAAUAUCAUUCUAAACUGCCCCCAAUGAUCUUGACUUCUGGAUUUCUGGAAUGAGGUGCUUUCAUGGGGGUGUUUGAGGGGGAAAGGGACUCAGAGAUGGCACUUGUAUAGUCCAGGUGACAGCAAUAGGCAGGGCCCCAGGUUGUGAAGGCAAGGUGUGACGUACCGUCCAGUUUAUGGCGCUGGUGUGCCCUCUCUGAGUGUACUGGUUGGUGGGGUGGGAUGAGGGGGCAGAGUAUGUACUGGGAGUGUGACGAGGCAGCUGUGAUCACCUAGGAUGGACUUCACUCCCUCCCAUAUCAGAGAAGAUCCAGGAGCUUUCACUGAAAUAUUUAAGUAGUAAUGUAUGUUAUGAACAGGUACAGGAAUAUAAUCUGCUCCUUAUAGGUUAUACAACUCCGCAGUGUGGUACCCUUCGGUUAACGGCAGAGUUUAAGCGUCUAAUAAACGUAAAUAUACCCAGAUAUACAUAACUUAUGCGAGUACUCUGUCAAAGUCAUGUAAUCACGCAUAUUGACAAAACGCCAUUCGAUUUUUAGUGGAGCGGGUUAGCAUGACUGAGGUUUUGGCCGCCUCGGCCCCUUGGGACUGAUGUGUGUGUGUGUGCGUGCGUGUGUGUGUGUCCCACCCGCUAUCCCCCCUCCCCUUACCUUGUUGCUUCCUUAGAAGUCUAUACGGUUGAGGCGUCUCAGCUAAAGGGUCGUCAGUUUGAUUCCUGCUGUCUGCAGUGUGCUCUACCUUGUUUUAAAAAUAACCGCAGAUAAGGUCGCUGGUCCAUUUUCUGCGUUUUUCAUUUCGCUUUGCCGUGUGUCCUGAUAGUGCACGUAUCGUCGUCGCGGGAAGUGCUGGUCCUGAAUUGGUCCCUUAACGACACGGGCCCUGACUGCUGUCAAAGCCGGCGCUGCGAGCCUUCGCACCGAAACGUAAUUAUAACUCCCCGUUUAACAUCGCGACACCUCAGACGGCUUGAGGGCCAGGAAAAGACGCCUGUUCGGAUGAACUGUGUCUGUACAAACAUUCCGGAUUUGAACUGCGCCUGCCCGCGACUCGUACCCGGUGACGUCGGCCUUCCUGUCAGAUGUGUUACCGUUUUUCGCGCCAAGGUCCUGAUUUGUGAAAAAGCUGUAUUCGUGACCGUAUCUCUUAGCGUAGCAUUUUGAUAUAGCUGCUUCUUGUAGACAGGAACACACUGCAAGCAAUCUCAUUCAUCUUCAUCAGCAACUUAAUACUACAUUUCACUCUCUUUCAACAUUUUAAGAACAGUUUCCUUUCCAGUUUCACAUGGGACACAAGCACAAUUAUCUUACCUUGUAAUUAGAAAAAAAAAAAGAAGC